AUUACAUGUUUCUGGAUUUAAUGGACUAUUUUAAAUUUGUAUCUUGAUUGUGUUUAUAAAUCAAUCAUGAGCGAAGUUUCUUAUGAUUUAGUUAAUUCGGGUAGCCUGAUGAAGGAAAUUCAAGCAUUGAUUGCUCCACCAACAUCAGAAGAGGAGAAGAAGAGCAAAAAACCAAGGAAAAAUGGGAAAAAACACGAUCUAAAAAAUGGUUCUGGUAAAAGUAACAAUAAUGAAUAUUGUAAUUAUUGUAAAGAAGGUGGUGAUCUCCUUUGUUGUGAUAAAUGUCCAGCAGCAUUUCAUCUGACCUGCAAGUAAAUAAUUUACUUUUCAAGUUUACCUUCAAAGCUCAAGCUGGUGAAGGAGAAAGUCAAGUCUUUUUAUUACUGUUAAAUUUUCAUAUGAAGCCUAAAAGAUUUAAUAUCAAAGCAAUCUUUUUAUUAUAAAUUUGUUCAGUUUUACAAUUUUACCAUGUUUAGUUAAUAAAAAGCCUAAAUUAUUAUUUUCUAUAUUAGUUGAAUAACGAAAGAUUAAAUUAUUGAUCCACCCCUAGAUGAAGAUGAUAUUCCUCCCGGUGAUUGGCUUUGUAAACGGUGUCGUAUCCUGGAAGGGAAAUCAGUCGGUCAAGUCGUGAACGGAUCUCCUAAUAAUACAUAUGUUAAUGGUUUCUCUGAUAUUAGUGCCUCUUUAACUAUGGAUACCAUAAAAGAGCAGCCUGCUGUUGGAAAGAACAAGACUGUACCUUCAAUCACAAAUCCAGACAGUCUUGAUGAAGAAAUUGAUAGCUCUGAUAAGCAGGCUUGCCAUGAUGAAAAAGUGAAAAGUCAAUCGGUAAAACAACAAACAAGUUCAAGCUCUCAACAGUGUAAAACAGUGAACAAAAUAACGAAUUCGUCUAGUAUCCAGAAUGAUGUCAUUGAUGAUGUAUCGACUGUACGUUCACCGAAAAAUCUUCUUUCAUUGUUAAUCAAAGCUGCCAAACUAGUUAAUCCUAUUCAAUUUCAACUACCGACAGAGUAUAAUCCAUGUAUAUCAUUCCCUGGGUCGAGUAAAAAAUCUCAGCCAAAUACAAAUAGUGGCAACUCAAGAUCCAAAAAACAGCCUCAUGAAUUGGACAACGGUUUGGUUCCUCUCCCGGUUAAAGUGUGCUUUAAGUGUGUUCGAAGCUGUCGUAAAGCACCAUUGAUCCAAUGUGACUAUUGUCCUCUCCUGUAUCAUGCUGACUGUCUAGAUCCACCUUUAACAACUCUUCCAACUACCAGAUGGAUGUGUCCUAAUCAUGUAGAGCAUAUCUUAGAAGAUAAAUUAUUAGUUUCUUCAAGCCUGUCAGAUAGAAUAAAACUAUGGGAAAAAUGCCGUACACGGGUUGCAGAUAAAGUGGUUAAAUUAGAUUUUCUCAGAAAAAUUCAUAGGACUGAUCCAUAUUACCGGUGUAACCUCAAAGAAGGACCAAAGAACUGUGUUAAAGUUCCCAAAGCUAUCAAAGAAAUGUAUGAAAAUCCUAUAGCCAUUCAUCCUAAAAAAAGUCCAUCUUUCAUAAAUCCAUACGAAAAUUUCAAAGAAUGUAUGGCCGACCUUGCCAAUUAUGAGACGAAAAUAUCUCAAAUGUGUCAAAAAGAGCAAGAAGCUUUAGUGAGUAUGAUUGCUCUCCAUUCCUCAGGGCCAAAUUCUUCUCAACUGCCAGUUAAUAUUCAACCAGAGAGUAGAGAUUAUAUUAGUGAAAUUCAUAAGCCAAUGGUCAACGGUGAUAAAGUUACAAUUAAUGCUGAUAAAGGAGAGAAAACAAAUGAUAAUAAAUCAGCAGAAACUAGAGAUACUCAAAUAAACGGUAACCAUCACGAGGGGGACAUGGAAGACAAAGGUAAAGAUAAAAGUAAAGCAUCUAAUGACGUUGAAUGUGAUAAUUACGAUAAAAGCCAAUCGAAAACAGAUCAAACUCAUCAAAAAUCAACCCUUCCAAUCAAUGGAUUUACUACCGAACUGGACAAAAUAAACUUCGAAAAUUUAACUUAUGAAGAACUGAACAAGCUGGAUGAUAAAUUGAUAAAAUAUUUGGCUUUUCAAAAACUUCAAGAGAUUUCGUCUGUUAAAUCGGUCAAAAAUAAGCAUCAACUGGAAAAAACAUUAGGAAAUUAUAGCUACAACAACAUUAAUAGUAAUGUUACCAGCAUAAUAAACAACAGUGAUAAUCCUGCCAACGUUUUACAUACAAGUAAUGGUGGCUCUAAAACUCCAGAAGUUCCUAGUGAUAAUGAACAAACACGAAACAUUAAUGGAAAUAAACUAACUAAUGGGUCUGAUUCUAGUAAAAAAAUGUCCCUUGAGUUACGAGCUCGAGCAGUGUUAUGUCCUAUUUAUAUCAAACCAAAAAAUGGUUUCUCCGAUAGGCAGCUUCCUAAUCGAUCCAUCGUUCCAAUGCCAUAUCGAACUUUGACAAUUGGUACUGGAGCCAAUAAUGAUGUUUCUCUAACUAAAUAUGGCCAUUGUAAUUAUGUUUCACCAAACCAUGCUUGUAUAUUUUACGAUGAGGAUUCAAAGAAAUACGAGUUACUAAAUUAUAGUGAGCACGGUACAACGGUGGACAGUGUUUUGUAUUGCUGUGAUUUUUCGGAAAAACAAAUUCCCAAGCAACAGUCAACCGAUCAAAGUAAAGACUCGCCCACGGUGGCUUCGGUUAAGCAAAUCUUGAAGAAAGCUCGCAAGAGAAAGGCCGAGGCCAACACUGAUCAUACCAAACCUGUCCAUGAUGAUGAAGAAAACUCACAUUCCCAGUGUUCGUCCCCCAGCCGUGCAAAGCAUUGUUUUAAAGACGAUUCAACGUCCGACAAUAAUUAUUUAAAUGAAACCAAUAGCAUCAACAAUACCACAAAUAACAAACCAUCAUCAUCCCUAUCAUCCUCUGUCGAUGGACUUGCUCACCUACAAUUUAUGGCAUCCAAAGAUAAAUUAACUUGGGAGUCGUGUUCUUGUCGAUCAAGCUGUUCGUCCCUAUUGUCAUCCAAUGGUGCUGGUUGGGAGGGACCUGCUAUUCUUCAUCAUGGUUCCUUGAUUAAAUUCGGUUGCAUACAAUUUGUUUUUAGUGUUACCAAUUGUGGAUUACCGAGAAAACCUUUAAAUACCAACCUGGGACCCUCUCUUUCGGUUAAUAGCAACAAGAAUAACAAUAACCCAACCGUUACAAUUAAUUCUUCCUCAUCAAUAUCUACAAUUAGUAAAGAUUCUUAUUCAAAUGAUCAAAUGGUCACUGCGAAGACAUGAAAACACUUUUGCAAAAGAAAAUUUUUUCUUCUGUAAAGCUAAGCUUCUAAAUUGUACAAAGAAUUUUUCUCCUUCUUUUUUUUCAGGCAAAUCAAUUGCCUUAAAUGAGUGAAAAAAUCUCAUGAUGAAAAUAAUUUUGAAUCUGAAUAUUGAAAUAAUAAUACUCACAAUUUCGUUUUAAUGGCUACUCGAAAAUUAAAAUUUUGUUGUCCAGAUGAGAGAAACAUUUUUUUUCUUUGUAAAUCAACAACAAUCUUUUUAUUCAUACUAAAUCAACUCAAUAUUCAACAAAUUUAUAAAUAUCCAAAAUUUUUGAAAAUCCAUUGUAAAUUAUCCGUUACUAACCAAUAAGGUUAAUCAUCCACAACAAUGUAAUAAAUUACCUACAAUAUUGUAAAAAACAAAUGGUAAUACAAAUAUGUUAAGUGUAAAUUAGUUUAAAUAGAUUCAAUUAUUUAUAUAAAUUUACUCACCCUCCAUGGUAAUACAAGUAAUAAUAAAUCAUUUGUCGAUAA
This is a messenger RNA of Tetranychus urticae (two-spotted spider mite), 3770 nucleotides long. Its product is annotated as PHD finger protein 12. Gene Ontology annotation, molecular function: transcription corepressor activity; protein binding. Gene Ontology annotation, biological process: negative regulation of transcription by RNA polymerase II. Lineage: Eukaryota; Metazoa; Arthropoda; Arachnida; Trombidiformes; Tetranychidae. The record is from RefSeq and is a predicted model, not a curated record. Gene Ontology annotation, cellular component: nucleus; Sin3-type complex.